GUCUUGUGGCACAAAUUAAACUAAUGCAAAGACUAAAACUCGUCCAUUCUAUCCAAAAUAAGUCAUAAUUGGAAGUACGGCUUCGACUGAUGCUGUAAUAAAUCUCCCGGCCAACGUGUUUUCCGCGCUGUCUUAACAUCCAACAUCCAACCAUGCGAAAUCCUCUUUCUUUUGCAAUGCCCUCUCAAAUGCCAAUAAUGCUCUCUAAAUCAUCCAUAUCCUCACACCACAUCCUCCUCCAAGCAGCGGCGCUCUUCGCCCUAGCUGACCUCCCCACCGUCGCCAUUCGUACCUCAGUGACGGGCACAGCGUCCGUCCUCGAUGUGUUCCUCCUCGCCCCCGGGAUGCACCGCCAACAGGCCGUCGACGACAUCAACCAUGGCGAGUUCCCCACGACGGGUGCCAUGACCACCGGGUACGUCUUCCGCGUCGAGAACCCCGCCACCGUCAGCUACCUCCAGAACAUCGGCCGUACGGGCCACCUCGUCACCGCCCGCGUCUCCCCAAACCCAUCCCGCAACGAAAGCCUGUCCCGCAUCAACCGCCGCCUCCAGUCCUUCUUCGCCGCGGGCGUCCCAGCGACGCUCUUCUACGUCCUUGGGCCGCUCCUCACGUUGGUGGUCGUAGCGCUUAUGGGUGCAAUUCAGGAUUGGUGGGGCCUCGGAGUCUUGGGGAUGUUCAUGCUGUCGAGGGCAAUCAAUGUCGGGAUCGUCAAGCGGCGGACGUUAAAGGGGUGGAAGGGCAUAGCGGAGCCAGGCGUGAAUGGUGACCUGCUCAUCCUCCUGAGCCAGGACCGGUGGAUACGUCUGCAGGGGCUCGUAGAUGAUCUCAAGACAGUGACGGCAGGCCAGUGGUUGCGGGACAAGACCAUGAUAGAGGGCUUCGCCACCUCCUUCGCCACGCUGCUGGUCUACGCCGCCGUCAUCCUUGCGUUCAACGCGUCGACCGUGGGGAGCCUCAUGAUCGCUUCGCUCCUCUUGUGCUCUUCCGCACUUUUGGACAUCAGCAAUUCUUUGACGCCGUGUUUGCAAAUGUUCGAUUGUAUCGUGCGGGUCGAGGGAGAGCCGAUAAGAUAUGAGCGGAGACUGUACAUGGCAAACGAGAUGAUUGAGAAGAGCGGGAGGAAUGACUGGGCUAUUGGCAUGGGACUCGUCGUUGCUAAAGAUCCCCGCGUCCCUGUUACUGUUUGAAAGUAUGAGUUUGCUGUUUUCGACUAGGUUCCAGCAGGGUUUUGAAGAGGCUGAAUGUACAGUGUUCUAGAAAAUUUCUGUCUACCCUUGUAGUAAUAUAUGUCUGACUACUUCAUA
This is a messenger RNA of Guyanagaster necrorhizus, 1307 nucleotides long. RefSeq lists its product as uncharacterized. The transcript has 2 exons. Bases 177 to 1190 code for a protein of 337 amino acids. NCBI's taxonomy places the organism in Eukaryota, Fungi, Basidiomycota, Agaricomycetes, Agaricales, Physalacriaceae. The record is from RefSeq and is a predicted model, not a curated record.